AUGAUAUACCAGCUGAUUUUACAUUGAAUGAAAAUGAACAAUUAUUAUCAUUCUCGUCAUCAAAUUCAAAUAUUAAUCAAGAUGACGAAGAUGAACGUAUUGUUGGACAAGAAAGUUCAGAUGAGGGUGAAUCAGAGACGUUGGAAGAUACAAAUAUAAAUGAAAAUCUUAUUGAUUGGUCAUUAUUCACAGAUUUAAUCAAUACAGAAGAUCAUAAUAAGGAGUUUACUUUCAGUUCAUUUGAAAAACAUUACACUCAUUUCCUACUUGAUUUACGUGAAGGACAUUUAUUACCACAAGGCAUCAUUAAAUCAAUCACAUCUUAUUUCACAACUAUGCUGGACGCAUUAUUUAAACUAAUCGAAAAUCAAGCAAUACAAUCAUCAACAAAUCCAUUAAUCUCAUUAGUUGAUAUAGGAAAAGUAAUAUUACAAAUAAAAAACUUAAUAUAUGAUAUUUCUAAAAACGACUAUCAAUUCCUGAAACGCUGUACAGAUUAUUUUGGAUACACAGAGCCAUUAAAAAUUGAACUAGAUGAUAAAAAUAAUUGUGGUUAUUAUGUUCCAAUUGAAAGAAGUAUUCAGAAUUUAUUGAACAAACCAGAUGUUAUUAAUUAUUUAAUUGAUAAUGUGAAUAAUAAUAUAUCACAAACGAAGAAUGAUCCUGAUUUGAUGUUAACGUACCGAGACGGUACUGCAGCAAAAGACAAUCCUUCAUUAAAACUUCAUCCUAAUUCAUUUUUAAUUCAACUCUAUUCAGACGGAAUUGGAAUAACAAAUCCCCUAGGUCCAAAAAAGGACAAACAUAAACUUACUUUAUAUUAUUUCCUUUUAGAAGAUUUACCAGAUUUUGUAAAAUCCAUGUUGCAAUCGAUUGGUCUAGUUGGAAUAUGUCCGACAAAAUUUUUAUCGAUACAAACAAAUCGUAUGAAAUUUUUUGAACCUAUUAUAAAAGAUUUGAAUCAUUUACAAACAACUGGUUUAGUUGUUCAAACAUUCAAUGGACGAUUACAUUUUGCAUUUAGCUUAUUCGCAGCUGACAAUCUUGCUUCUCAUGAAAUUGGCGGAUUUCAACAAAAUUUUAAUUCGGGACAAUUUUGUCGAUUAUGUCACAUUUCUUAUAAAUUCAGAUUGAUUCCAUUAACAGAGAUUUCAUUUCUACCACGCACAGUAACUACACAUGGUUCAUAUGUUCAACAAGCUGUAAACUUGUUUAAUACAAGACCUGUUGCUGGUGUUGUAGGCGAAAGUCCUUUGUCCAAAUUGAUUGCUUUUCAUGCAAUCAAAUCUUUGCCAAAUGAUUUAAUGCAUGAUUAUGCGGAGGGCGUGUGCCCGCUCAUAGUUUUAGCUAUGUUAAAAGAAGUCUCAGCGAAACGUCUCAUGACAUAUAAUCAAAUAGAACAAAAAAUUCAUACAUUUAGUUACGGAAUGAAUGAUCAGGUGAAUAAACCGCCUACAAUUCGUGCAACACAUCUUACAAAUAAUAAUAUAAUUGGUUCAGCAAGCCAGAAACUAUGCUUAUUUAAAUUAAUGCCAUUCAUAUUUCACGAUGUCAUUGAUCAACUAACAAAUACGUUAGAUAUUUAUACUUGCCUACGUGAAAUAAUUAGUUAUACUUACUCAAUAAAAUUCAGAAAAUCUUGGUUAAUGUACUUUCAAUCGUUAACAAUACGUUUUCAGUCGUUAAUGGCUCAUCAUUUACCCUAUCUCAUUAUACCGAAAAUUCAUUUUGUCACUGAGUAUCUGAGAACAAUUAAUGCAAAUGGACCAGCAACUCGUUUUUGGUGUAUGCGGUUUGAAGCAUUUACUCUUGCCAAAAGACAUCAACUUCGACAAUGUCUAAUGUUAUCCAAUAAGAAUUAUUAUAAUAUAUGUACUGAGAUAACAUUGUUAAAACCCAUCCAAUAUUCUUCAUUACCAAUACCUGUUCAACGUUUAUUAACAGAAAAUAAUAUUAAUCAAAACAUAUUUGAUGAAUGUAAAAUAAUUUAUAACAAAAAUGUUAUGAUGAUGAGACAAUCAGUAUUUGUUGAAAGAUUAGUUGAUGUAGAAGAAGAACCAUGUUUUGUUUCUAUCCUGUAUUUCUUGAAAAUACAAAAUAUUUGGAAAGCAGUUGUUGAACAUUUACAAGUGAUAGGAUUCAAUGAAACACUUUGGGCAUACGAGAUCGAAUUUUGUAAAACAUUCGAUCUAUUAGACUUGGAUCAACUUCUACACAUUUUGCCUCAUGGACUAGAUAUUUAUUAUGUUCAAGGUUCUGCUUAUGUUAAUGUUUUAUCUCAAGAGGAAAUUGAUGGAGCUACAUUAGCAAGAUUGCCAUACGAUGAAGUACGUACAUUAUUUCCAAAAUUAAAAGAUCGAGUAUUAUUCACUGAAAAACGUGAUUUAUUGAUCAAACAAUGGAAUAAUAUUGUAAAUGAACAAUUAGAUGAUGGAGAUAUUUUGAAUCAAUCUAGCAAACAAACAUUUGAUACAUGCACGGCAUCACAAUCAACAACUUCAACACAAGAUUUGCUAAAUAAUCCAUCAUUAUCUAGUAACAAUAUGAAUGGUGACGAAUUUGAUGCAGCAUCAAAUAUCGAUGAUGAGGUUAAUCAUGAUGAAACUGAUGAUUUAGAAGAACCUCAUCAGAAUUUGCCAACUGAUUUUGCAUUUUCAUCACUACCAGAAGAAAUACAAGUGAUUAUUGAUGAUAAUGAAUAUCCUAAAGCAAAUGAUUAUUUUUUAAUUACACAAGCUUUGCUCAAAGCAUUAAAUAUUUCAACAACAGAUGCAAAUGCAGCUAAUGAAUGGCGAGAAGCAGUAAAACAGAAGUUCAAAAAUGAACGUCGACUUUUACAAAACACAUCUGCAGUAGUCCAGAAAAAAAAAGAAAAAUUUGGAAAAAGUUCUGGACGCUUUGCAAAAAAAAGUGAAGCACUAUCUGCUGAACGAAAAUCUGAUAAAAUAAUUUAUGUUAGUACUAUUAUGGAUGAAAGUGAUGUUGAACAAUUAAUCAUAACAAUGAACGAAGGUAUUGAAAAUGAAACAAUACAUAACGAUGAAUAA
This is a messenger RNA of Adineta steineri, 3047 nucleotides long. The record is from the annotation of a GenBank genome assembly. Lineage: Eukaryota; Metazoa; Rotifera; Eurotatoria; Adinetida; Adinetidae.